AUGAAUCCCGACGACUACGAUUUGAGUACAUCGGAUGGCUGCAGACGGGCCUUGACUCGAGCCUUGUUCGAUGUCGUUAAUGAUGCCAAGGCGGAAUGCUUGGCACAAAUGCAGUGGGAGCAGGCGGCGGAGGCGCCGGUCCCUCGCCCGAUACGACGUCGGACGUUUGUUCCCCGCGAGCACGACGUAGCGCAUGAACGUCUGUUCGCAGAUUAUUUUGCCGAGAAUCCAAGGUGGGGCCUGAAUGUUUUUCACCGACGUUUUAGAAUGAGGCGAGAUCUUUUUCUCCGCAUUGUGCACACGUUGGAGGGACGUGAUGAGUACUUCCAGUAUCGGGAAGACGGGAUCGACAGACCCGGACUUACGCCGUUGCAGAAGUGCACGGUUGCGAUUCGCCAAUUGGCCUACGGCACAACAGCGGAUAUGUUCGACGAGUACCUUCACGUCGGGGAUACAACUGGCCGUGAAUGUCUGAAGAUAUUUUGUAAGUUAGUUGUGGAGGCUUUUGGUGACACAUAUUUGCGACGCCCGACUGCUAAUGAUUGCCAGAGCCUGAUGCGGAUGCACAAGACGACGAUCAACUGCCCAAUUGGUGAGAGGAGAGUCUUGUUUGCGGCAAAGCAGGAGUCCGCGCGAAAGGAUGUGGAGCGGGCUUUUGGGGUGCUCCAAUCGUGGUGGGCAAUCGUGAAAGGUCCGACGCGUUUCUGGUACAAGGAAGUCAUCGCCGACGUCAUGUAUGCGUGCAUCAUCAUGCAUAACAUGAUAGUCGAACAAGAACGUGGCCAUGUCACCAAUUGGGUGGAUGAUGAAGCCGGAUCUAGCUCCAGCACGGCGACCUCGCCGGUCACUCGAGGAUUACCGACUGGCUUCGGUGCGGUUCUAGAGCGACAGGCCUCAAUGCGCAACCAACAAGACCAUACUCAACUCAUGACCGACAUGAUUGAAGAAGUUUGGAACCGCAACCACCGCCGUUGA
Salvia hispanica is the source of this 975-nucleotide messenger RNA. Lineage: Eukaryota; Viridiplantae; Streptophyta; Magnoliopsida; Lamiales; Lamiaceae. The record is from RefSeq and is a predicted model, not a curated record.